Molecule: messenger RNA, 1551 nt
Organism: Truncatella angustata
Lineage: Eukaryota; Fungi; Ascomycota; Sordariomycetes; Amphisphaeriales; Sporocadaceae
Product: major facilitator superfamily domain-containing protein
Exons: 4
Coding region: 1-1551 (516 amino acids)
Biological process (GO): carboxylic acid transport; transmembrane transport
Cellular component (GO): plasma membrane
Molecular function (GO): carboxylic acid transmembrane transporter activity
Source: RefSeq, a predicted model, not a curated record
AUGCCAGACAACGGUCACACUGGCGAUGUCGAGCAGGCUUCUGCCUCGUCUCAUUCCGGUGAGAAGAAUAUAGUUGCAGCUCAGAACGUUGUGGCUGCGGAUGACCCCAAGGACCCCGCAGCACCCUCGGCACAGGUUUCCGGGAGGCGACAGAGGCUGUCUGACUUGUUUACCAUUAUUGCUGCGGGUGCAGGAUUGGCUUCUGACGGAUACCAGAAUAACUUGAUGACUAUGCUGAAUGUGCUGUUCGCAAAGGAAUAUCCCAAUGUCUACACUUCAGCCGUCAAGACCCAAGUCUCCAAUGCGCUGCUUGUGGGCGAGGUUCUCGGCCAAGUUGUCGUUGGUUUCUGCUGCGACUACUUGGGCCGCAAAUUUGCCAUCGUGCUGACAACACUCAUGGUCAUCAUCGGCGGCAUAUUAGCCACCGCUGCUCAUGGUACUACAACCUUGGGGAUGUUCUGGAUGCUGACCGUGGCCCGUGGUGUUGUUGGUUUCGGCGCGGGCGGUGAGUAUCCAGCCGCAUCAACCAGUGCCAGCGAGUCUGCCAACGAACGCACCCCGAAGAAUCGCGGCCCCAUCUUUGUUCUGGUCACCAAUUUGCCUCUGUCCUUCGGCGGACCGCUAGCUGUUAUCGUCUUUCUCAUUGUCAUCUCGGUAGCUGGUGUCAACCGUCUCUCGACGGUAUGGCGCGUCUGCUUUGGCAUCGGCUGCGUCAUUCCUAUCGUCAUCUUCUACUUCCGUAUCAAGAUGCUCAACUCCAAGCUGUACCGCCGCGGAGCUAUCAAGAAGAGAGUGCCAUACCUGCUAGUGCUGAGAUACUACUGGAAGAGCCUGAUCGGUACUGCUGGGGCUUGGUUCCUUUAUGAUUUUAUCACCUUCCCGAACGGAGUGUUUUCGGGCACCAUAAUCUCGAGCGUUGUCAAGAACUCCGACAUCGUCAAGACCGCAGAGUAUCAACUCCUGCUCGGCGCCAUCUCCCUUCCCGGCGUGUUCAUCGGGGCCUACCUGUGCAACAAGAUCGGCCGGCGCAACACCAUGAUGGUCGGUUUCAGCGGCUACCUGGUCUUCGGGCUGAUCAUCGGGUGUGCCUACGACCAGAUCACACAGAUCACGCCGCUCUUCGUCGUCUUCUACGGGCUGAUGCAGUCAUCGGGCAACCUGGGGCCAGGGGAUAUGCUGGGGCUCAUCAGCAGCGAGUCGUACGCGACGGCGGUGCGCGGGACGUGCUACGGUCUCUCGGCUGCCGUCGGCAAGGUCGGUGCCGCCCUCGGCACUGAGGCCUUUACACCCAUCCAGAACGGCCUGGGCAAGCGCUGGACCUUCAUCGUCGCCGCACUCUGCGGCGUCACGGGCGUCCUGGUCACGAGGUUCUUCGUCCGCGACCUCAGGGGCGAGGACCUCGCCGUCGAGGACGAGAGCUUCCGCGCGUACCUCCUCGCGAGCGGCUGGGAUGGCGAGAUGGGUGAGGCCGACCUCAAGGGGUCGGCGCAGGAUGGCGUCGCACCGGGUCUCGUGGCCGAGGUCGAGGACAAGAAGGGCCUUGGGCACUAA